Messenger RNA from Poecilia latipinna (sailfin molly), 1213 nucleotides. RefSeq names its product ankyrin repeat and IBR domain-containing protein 1-like. The transcript has 6 exons. Bases 329 to 1198 code for a protein of 289 amino acids. Gene Ontology annotation, molecular function: protein binding. Lineage: Eukaryota; Metazoa; Chordata; Actinopteri; Cyprinodontiformes; Poeciliidae. The record is from RefSeq and is a predicted model, not a curated record.
UGGCAACCCGAUGGUCAGCCAGUAAAAUGAACGGGGACUUGGCAUGGGCUACAUUUCUCCUCUGAGCGGCGUUUCUACACAAAGAUUGCGUUAGAGAAGAACCUUCCUUUGGGCGGUUGUGACCUGCAGCUACUCCACGAAGUCAGGUCUCCAGUAGGGAGAAGUACCAUCUGUCAGUGGUGGCAACAAUCGGAGUGAUCUGCAGCUAAACUAGACUAAGGGCAUGCUGAACUUGCAACAUGCUGGCUUAUUUGACUUGAACAGCUUGAGGAAGAGUUAAAAGGCGGCUGUGCUUCGGUGAGAGCUUGAACCCACAGCUGGCGAAGACAUGGGGAACACUGCGACCAAGUUCCGUAAGGCUCUCAUCAACGGGGACGAGCUGCUAGCCUGCCAGCUCUACGAGAGCAACCCACAGUUCAAGGAGGCUCUGGAUCCCAACGCCACAUACGGAGAGUCCUACCAGCACAACACUCCACUGCACUACGCUGCCCGGCACGCCAUGAUGUGCCUACUCAGGUCGUUUCUCAUAGACAAAGAUGGCAAUCCUAACAAGCGCAACGUGCACAAUGAGACAUCUCUGCACCUCCUUUGCAUGGGGCCUCAGAUCCUGACCUCAGAGGGUGCGCUGCAGCCACGGAUCUCGCGGCCCUACGAGGACGAACAACGUCGGACGGAAUGCCUCCGGAUCAUCUUGUCUUGGACCGGGGCGAAGCUGGACCAUGGAGAGUAUGAGAGCGCUGAAAUCAAUGCCACUGACAACAAGAAAAACACCUGCCUGCACUAUGCAGCCGCCUCAGGCAUGAGGACCUCAGUUGAGUUACUGCUGCAGAGAGGAGCAGACCUGUUUGUGGAGAACGAAAACCGUGAGACUCCAUGUGACUGUGCCGAGAUGCAGCACCACAAGGAUUUGGCCCUGAGCCUGGAGUCGCAGAUGGUCUUCUCUCUGGCCCCUGAGGCGGAGGGUAUAGAAGCAGAGUAUGCAGCCCUCGAUCGAAGAGAGUUGUAUGAGGGCCUGCGGCCUCAGGACCUGCGGAGGCUGAAGGACAUGCUGAUAGUGGAGACAGCGGACAUGCUGCAAGCCCCUCUCUUCACUGCAGAAGCUUUUCUACGUGCCCAUGGUACAGUGAGACACAAACACUGGCACAUAUCUGAGAUCUCUGUCCUUUACAUUCAUGGAGCAAUGGAUCUGAACAAGUAGCUUAUAUAUGUAAAU